This is a messenger RNA of Fusarium musae, 894 nucleotides long. RefSeq lists its product as uncharacterized. The coding region runs from base 1 to 894 and encodes 297 amino acids. Lineage: Eukaryota; Fungi; Ascomycota; Sordariomycetes; Hypocreales; Nectriaceae. The record is from RefSeq and is a predicted model, not a curated record. The transcript has 2 exons.
AUGUCUUCUGAUGAGGGGUCCCAAAAUGCAUUGCCGAAAGAGCUCAUGGAGCUCCAAUUAGGCCAAAUUGACCUCCUCAUGGCGAUGUAUGCGUCGGAUGAUGCGAUAGCCAUAGACUCUGCGGACUCUGGCCUGAUCGAGAGAUUGAGGGACUGGUGUGAAAGCGACGGGGAAGCCACACCAAAUUUCUCAGAGACAGUCAUAAAUCUUCAGCUCAGGGUCGAUGUUGAAGACGAAGAUACUUCUACAAGAACUCUACAGCUCACAUUGACAGUACCGUUGAAAUGUCAAAAGCAAGAAGAACUAACGGAACCACCACCAAUAAAGACCAGGAUACAACAACCGGACUGGAUGAGCAAAGGAGAUGUUGCAAAGCUGAACACUGAGAUUCCCGAAGAGGACAUUCUUUCUGUCAUUGAGCAUAUAAAAGACGCCGCAUCUCAACACCUCUUGAAUAUGAAGCAAGCAGAAAUUGCAAAUGCUCCAAUAGUAGACACCUCGCUAGUCCGAGUCUGGUUCUACUUCCCCUCCAUCAGCACAAGGGCAAAGCGUGAUGACUUUAUCAACUAUGCACCGACCUACGGACUCACUGGAUUUCUCCUUGCCGGGAAGCCGGGUAUCUUGUGUCUAGAAGGGGGAUCGGUCGCCAUUGACGACUUUAUGAAGUUCAUCAAGACAGAAAGCUGGGGCGAUAUCCCUGCGCAUCACAAAAAGGUCAGCGAGAGAUAUCGGGAAGAAGCGGUGGACCUGAAGCGUGCAUUUCCGGAUAUGCAAGAGAUCACAGAUAUGAUUGAGAAGAGAGGAGCGAGGGGCAACCGUGGUGAUAUGAAGGCACUAGAAGCAUGGCUGGUUGAGUGUGGACUUGGUGAUGCAUUCGGCAAGAUUUUGAUGUGA